Protopolystoma xenopodis is the source of this 408-nucleotide messenger RNA. NCBI's taxonomy places the organism in Eukaryota, Metazoa, Platyhelminthes, Monogenea, Polystomatidea, Polystomatidae. The record is from the annotation of a GenBank genome assembly.
AUGAAUGCAUCUUCUGUCUUCACUCAAUUGCACAUCGACUCGCUUGCAAACAGUCAUCCUCGUCCCGGCACAAGUCGACUGCACCCUCGACUUCGUUCGAGUCCGCGCGGGAUUCGAACUCGCAUUUCGGUUGGGCAGCAUUUCAUCUUGACACGCUGCGGCCGGUCCGUCCUUCUGGAUCUGGACCGAACAGCCGGACCUCUCAUCCGCUGGUUCGCCCGCUGGCAACAGAAGCUAUUUGGGGGUGGGGAGGGUGGGAGAGGAUUUAUCGCUUUUCUCUGCUUCCCCGAAUCUCGAUGCACCACCGCACCAUCUCCGUUUCUCUCUCUCUCUCUCUCUCUCUGUCUCUCUCUCUUUUUUUUCUCUCAGACACAAUCGCAUUCAAAUACACGCAGUUUCACAGUCUGA